GCCCAGCGCAGCCCGGACACAGCCACAGCCGUCACCCCGGCACAGCCACAGCCGUCACCCCAGCGCAGCCCCGGCACCGCCACAGCCAUCGUCCCGGCACAGCCGUCACCCCGGCGCAGCCGUCGCCGUCCGCAGCGCUCACACGCCGCGCUCAGCCGCCCCGCCGCUGCUCUCGAACUGACAUCUUCCAAAUCGGCUGCAAAAAAACAAUGGAAACCAUGCAUGAGCUGAUCCCCUUUGCUAAAGAAAUGCUCAGCCAGAAGCCCAACAGGAAAAUGGUCAAGCUGUACAUGCUGGGCAGCGUGCUGGCUUUCUGCGGUGUGGUUAUUGGUCUGGUGGAGACAGUCUGCAGUCCUUUCACCUCUGGAGGGAGGCUAGAAGAGGAGGAGGAGAAGAGACCAGCCCCGAAGCGAGAGCAAAGGCUUCCCCACAAACAGGAGGAUUUGAUCUUGGAAAAGAGCACGAAGCCAGCAGCGGUGCAGAGGGCCCUGGUGACCAGGCAGCACGCCUCCUGAGAGCCCCAGGGCUGGAGAGGUGCCACGCACCACAGACUCUGCUGUCCUGUCCUACCUGGUGGUGGUUCCAGCAAGAGAGAGGAGGAGACCACAAGUGCAAGACUUGAAAGAAGCGAAUGGUUAUAUUUGCUGCUGUGCAGCAGUGGGGAAAAAAUACCUUUUGUUGGUAUAAAACUGUGCGAGGUGCACAGCAUGGUUUCGUAUUUUUAUUACAGAUGCAUUUUACAUCAUUUUGCAAAAUCAA
Molecule: messenger RNA, 759 nt
Organism: Colius striatus (speckled mousebird)
Lineage: Eukaryota; Metazoa; Chordata; Aves; Coliiformes; Coliidae
Gene: G0S2
Product: G0/G1 switch 2
Exons: 2
Coding region: 210-515 (101 amino acids)
Biological process (GO): positive regulation of extrinsic apoptotic signaling pathway
Cellular component (GO): mitochondrion
Source: RefSeq, a predicted model, not a curated record